AUAAAAUGUUUUUUUCAGGCCGACGUCGGUGACGAGCGUUCCCACCAAACCAACCCCGACAUGAAGACCGACGCGUGGAGCUGCAAGGCCGAGCCGUGCUCGCCGAGCCAGUGCCCGGCCGAGGACCAGACGGAACCGGUGGACCUGUCUCUCCACAAGCCUCGUUCGUCCUCGCUGCCCCCCGCCGCCGCCGUCGUCAACGUGCCCGUCAACCCCGCGCCAGGAAGCGGCCUCGCGCAGCCCGGACUCACGGCCACGCCCGUCACCUCCAACGUACAGUCCAUCGGAUCCAUGGUUCUAUCGCCGGGCUCCAUUUUGGCCACGCAGGGCGCGGGCGGCCAGCAGAUCUUGCACGUCAUCCACACAAUCCCUUCGGUCAGCAUGCCCAGCAAGGUGGGGCAGCUGCAGACCAUUCCCGUGGUGGUGCAGUCCUUACCUGUGGUCUACACCGCCGUGCCCGCAGACGGCGUCGCCGCCGCCACCGCAGCCAUCACCGUGCCGCUCAUUGGCAGCGACGGACGGUCGGAAGGCUCCGGUAAGGAACGUCGGGGCUGGGUUGGACGCUCUUUCAGUUGCGCCCUCACUUCGAAUGACUUCUGAGUUCACAGUUAGCGCGGCAUUCGCCGCAACGUCCCUCCAUCUGCCAGGAAAAAGACAAAAGAGCGUCUCGUUUGUCUAGCAGCAGCUCAUAGACUUUAAAUAACUUCACA
Molecule: messenger RNA, 710 nt
Organism: Hippocampus comes (tiger tail seahorse)
Lineage: Eukaryota; Metazoa; Chordata; Actinopteri; Syngnathiformes; Syngnathidae
Product: Krueppel-like factor 8
Exons: 2
Source: RefSeq, a predicted model, not a curated record